This is a messenger RNA of Acanthosepion pharaonis, 486 nucleotides long. The record is from the annotation of a GenBank genome assembly. Lineage: Eukaryota; Metazoa; Mollusca; Cephalopoda; Sepiida; Sepiidae.
AUGUCUAUCUAUCUAUCUAUCUAUCUAUCUAUCUAUCUCAGUUUUUUGUUCAUAUCUAUCUCAAUUUGUUCAUAUCUAUCUAUCUAUCUAUCUAUCUCAUUCUGGUCAUUGUCUAUAUAUCUCAAUUUGUUCUAUCUAUCUAUCUAUCUAUCUAUCUAUCUAUCUAUGUUAAUAUUUAUCUAUCGAUCUAUCAUAUCUAUCUCAAUUUGUUCAUGUCUGUCUGUCUAUCUCAAUUUCUUCUAUCUAUCUAUCUAUCUAUCUAUCUAUCUAUCUAUCUAUCUAUCUAUCUAUCUCAUUCUGUUCAUUGUCUAUAUAUCUCAAUUUGUUCUAUCUAUCUAUCUAUCUAUCUAUGUUAAUAUUUAUCUAUCGAUCUAUCAUAUCUAUCUCAAUUUGUUCAUGUCUGUCUGUCUAUCUCAAUUUCUUCUAUCUAUCUAUCUAUCUAUCUAUCUAUCUAUCUAUCUAUCUAUCUAUCUAUUUACCAUUUAG